Molecule: messenger RNA, 343 nt
Organism: Sinocyclocheilus grahami
Lineage: Eukaryota; Metazoa; Chordata; Actinopteri; Cypriniformes; Cyprinidae
Product: solute carrier family 12 member 7-like
Exons: 2
Coding region: 16-321 (101 amino acids)
Biological process (GO): potassium ion import across plasma membrane; chloride ion homeostasis; chemical synaptic transmission
Cellular component (GO): plasma membrane
Molecular function (GO): potassium:chloride symporter activity
Source: RefSeq, a predicted model, not a curated record
CUCUUUGGGAAUUAUAUGGAUAAGGGAGCGUUUAUUGAGAAACUGGGAUUACCCUCCGUGGAUGAACCCGAUUCCAUACCGACCAACACCAACCGCUACGUGCUUGCCGACGUCACCAGCUUCUUUACCAUGCUGGUGGGCAUCUACUUCCCCUCCGUGACAGGUAUCAUGGCUGGAUCAAACCGAUCCGGUGAUUUGCGGGAUGCCCAGAAGUCCAUUCCCAUCGGCACCAUCCUGGCCAUCACCACCACCUCCAUCAUCUGUAUCUUCUCAGAUAGAAACACACACAGCGCUCCACCUGCUGGACACAGUCUGAUAUAACACCCUACCAGCCAUACAGUUU